UUUCAUUUCAUUUCAUUCUUUAACCAAAAAAAAAAAAUCCCAAUCCACACUUUUCUUUCUCUCUGCAAACUGAAUAUUCCUAAUUCCUAUUCUUUUCUAUAAAACCAUUAUAAAUUACACACACACAUUACACCAAUUUCAUCACUCACAAAAACAAUACCCAUCAUUUUCAAUUUUCAUAAUCGGUUCCGCGAUUGAUAAAUUUCAUUUCAAUAUUGAAAUUUGACAAGAAUCGUUAAAAAAAGAUUUGAUCUUUGAAUCAGGGGUAUUUUCGGUAUGAGACUAAACGGAGAAAUCUCAAGCGAAGAAGAAGAAGAAGUGAUGGAGAAAUCUGAGGUGAGUACGACACCGUUUUUGGGUCAGAAAAUUGUUGUUGGAUAUGCUUUAACUGCGAAGAAGAAGAAAAGUUUUCUUCAACCAAAUUUCAUUUCUCUUGCAAGGAGCAAGGGGAUAUACUUUGUUAACAUUGAUCUAAACAAGCCACUGUCAGAACAAGGUCCAUUUGACAUUGUCUUGCACAAGUUGUUAGGCGAGGAAUGGCGAGAGAUUAUUGAGACAACCACAUCUUCUGGAUACCACACAACUUCUGACAUAAUUUACAGAGUUCUUGCUCUCCUCAUCAUGAAUCAUGAUCAGAUAGUUGAGAUCAGUCCCCCAAACCAAGUAUUCAAACAAGAUUUCAGGCAAAAACAUCCCGAUGUAUUCGUUCUUGAUCCUCCAGAUGCAAUUCAACAUUUACACAACCGCCAAUCCAUGCUUCAAGAUGUGGUGGAUCUAAACUUAUCUGAGUGCAAUGGCAAGGUUGGCAUCCCUCGUCAGCUAGUUAUUACAAAAGACAAAGACCCAUCUACUAUUCCUUAUGAAGUCACCAAAGCUGGGUUGAAGUUGCCAUUAGUUGCAAAACCUCUAGUUGUGGAUGGCAGUGCAAAGUCGCAUGAACUGUUUCUUGCUUAUGAUGAGUUCUCUCUUUCAGAGCUUGAACCUCCACUGGUUCUGCAAGAGUUUGUCAAUCAUGGUGGUCUUCUCUUUAAGAUUUAUAUUGUUGGGGAAUACAUAAAGGUUGUGAGGCGUUUCUCUCUUCCUAAUAUCAGUAAACGCGGGCUAUCAAAAGUCGCAGGUGUAUACCGUUUUCCAAGAGUUUCAUGUGCAGCAGCUUCUGCAGAUGAUGCUGAUCUUGAUCCUAGUAUUGCCGAACACCCACCAAGACCUUUGCUGGAGAGGCUUGCGAAAGAGCUUCGUCAUAGAUUGGGACUUCGCUUGUUCAACGUAGAUAUGAUUCGUGAAUAUGGGACGAAGGAUGUGUUUUAUGUCAUUGAUAUCAAUUACUUUCCUGGGUAUGGAAAAAUGCCAGACUACGAGCACGUCUUUACAGAUUUUCUACUUAACCUAAAGCAGAACAAGUGUAAGAAGAAACUUGCUGCCUAAAGCAAGAGAAGUUGGAAGGAGCAUCUGUGUUUAACAAAAUAUUUUCUGUUUUCUUUUCUGUUCUCGUUAACAAUUACAAAAAAUAUCAUUAUUUUUAUUCUAUUUCCUAUUUUCAAAUAUUUAUGAAGGAAGUGAUGAAAACAACAUAUUUUGAUGUUUUCGUUGUUUUCUGAAUAAAUAUUUAAGAAUAAGAAAUAAAAUCAAAAUUGUGAUAUUUUUAUAAUUGUUAACGUAAACAAGAAAUAAAAACAAUAAAAUAUUAUUUUUACUGAAUAGAUCAUUAGAUUAGAUCCGAUGAAUAGAAUGUUCAUGCUUAGUGGCUUUCUGAAAAUUGAAGAAUAUUAUAGCCUUAACAACAUUGUCUAUAAACUGGCACGAAAUGUCAACGAUAAUGCUGCUAAAAUAUUUGUUGAAAUAUGGUUGUCUAAUCUUUGUAUACCACUCUGUCCCAAUUUCUACCAAAAAGUACCUUUGUUGCUAGUUAUAUGCUUGCCUAAAUAAGUAGUGCAAACUUUAUUGUUGCUAAAUAACAAGAUUCAUGUUUCAUA
Molecule: messenger RNA, 1973 nt
Organism: Medicago truncatula (barrel medic)
Lineage: Eukaryota; Viridiplantae; Streptophyta; Magnoliopsida; Fabales; Fabaceae
Product: inositol-tetrakisphosphate 1-kinase 3
Exons: 11
Coding region: 277-1425 (382 amino acids)
Biological process (GO): inositol trisphosphate metabolic process
Cellular component (GO): cytoplasm
Molecular function (GO): inositol-3,4,5,6-tetrakisphosphate 1-kinase activity; magnesium ion binding; inositol-1,3,4-trisphosphate 6-kinase activity
Source: RefSeq, a predicted model, not a curated record